UGCUAUAAGUCAUGAGAAAUUGGAUUUGCAGCAAAGAUUUGUUUCUUAUUUGUGCAAACAUAGCAACUAAAGUUGAUCAUAUGAGCGUCGCCGUGGUGUCAAAGUAAGCUGGAGAGGCUUGCUUGCUAGCUAACUAGUCUCGACAAGUUUGAUACGGAUCAAGUCUUUGUUGGUUUAUACGAAAUGUGUUUGCUGCUCGGUGCAACCGGUGUUGGAAAAACUCUUCUCUUGAAACGUUUACAGAAGCUCAGUGUGAGAGAUGGCACAACUGAUUUAGGGGAACCCCCUGUUACUCUACCUACGGUGGGCACCAACCUGACAGACCUGACUCUGAAGAGGAAGAGGGUGACUGUGAGAGAGCUGGGAGGCUGUAUGGGUCCUAUCUGGCCCAGUUACUAUACGGACUGCUCCUCUGUCAUCUUCAUGGUGGACUCUGCUAACACCACCCAGGUCGUCGUCGUCUGUAUCCAGCUCCUGUCUGUCCUCUCUGCUGAACCUCUCCCACACAGCCUCUGUCCUGGUUCUCUUCA
Molecule: messenger RNA, 530 nt
Organism: Salvelinus sp. IW2-2015
Lineage: Eukaryota; Metazoa; Chordata; Actinopteri; Salmoniformes; Salmonidae
Source: RefSeq, a predicted model, not a curated record